AUGGGUCAAGAAGCUGCGAGACACUACGACGAACACGCUAACAUGUCCGAUGUGGAGUCGCUUGCUGGUCGCUUUUUGGGGUCCUUUAUGAAGAUUCUGAACGGGGCCAUCGAGUCAAUCUCACCCACGAUACGUCUAUUCGUUACGCAGCAGAUGUUCGAGCCCAUCCUCCGCCAAAAGGUCGCUGAAGAGGGCGGUGAUCUUCGGUUUCCUUCCGGAUUGAUUGAUUUUCAGCAAGACGCAGACGGUGUGACUGCCCUCGUGAGAAAUACAGAGACCGGCCGAAAAACCAUCAUUAGAUCAAGCCACGGCCUCCUUUCACAUUCGAUUACCAUUUACUUCGAUUUGGUCGUUGGUAAAUAUGUGAAAGGCAAGUAUAACGGUGUGAUCUAUGUCAAUAAUGACACCGUGCGAGGUUUCUUUCGCAUCGACAAGAGUGGACCGGAGGGCUUUCUCGUUAUUAACACUGCGGGAGAGCGUGGCACCGAACGGAGUAGAUAUCCUGACGAUGACCUCACCGACGAGGGUGCCCAAGAAAUGCUCCGCGCUGCUGUUGGCAACGACAAUGACUUCAAAAUCACGCUCAUCUCCCCAUGGCGGGCUGUCUGUGAUAACGCCGAAAGAUACCCCCAAGGACGUUUUCUACUCGUUGGCGAUGCGGCCGCAACCGUGACGCCAAUGGCGGCGUUUCUGCAGACAGCCAUAAUCGAAGAGCCGGUGAGUGCCAAUUCAUCCCCUGGCUCUAUUGCACGCCACAUCAUAGUCAAUGUCCCAGGCCAUGCGAACAACAUUCCCAUUGCAGAUCUUUUCGGUCAUGCGUUUGUUCUCCUCACGGGUUCCGAGGGUCAAGAGUGGGCCUCGGCUGCUACUCGCCUCAGAUCGGAGACUACGUUGCCCGAAAUUCGAGUGUACAGCGUUUCCAGUGAUCUCUUUUGCACGAAGUACUGCAUAACUGCAUCUGGAGCUGUCCUCAUACGCCCCGACGGCCUCGUAGCCUGGCGAGAGCGUCAUGCCGCCAUGCAAUGGUCGUACCUGACCCGAGCACCACGCUUCGGGCGAAUCUUGUACUUCGAGCCUGUCGCGGCAACGCAGAAGAAUACUCCAAAGGCCAAGGUGGAGGCAUUUUUGUGGACCAGCGCAUUACACGUCAGAGAAAAAGCUGUCAAAGCAGAAAUAGGUGAGCUAAGGGGGAGGUUGGAGCAGCUGGACGAGCAUCUAAAGGAUUUGAGGUGCUUGGAAGAGCUGCAGAAUGAGAUGGCCCUGCUGGCCAUGAAGACGGUGUUGUGGGCAGAGAAGCCUCCAGAGUAUCCUACGUCCGACUGCCAAGGCGCAAGCAAGAACUGA
This is a messenger RNA of Letharia lupina, 1344 nucleotides long. RefSeq lists its product as uncharacterized. Bases 1 to 1344 code for a protein of 447 amino acids. Gene Ontology annotation, molecular function: FAD binding. The record is from RefSeq and is a predicted model, not a curated record. The transcript has 4 exons. Lineage: Eukaryota; Fungi; Ascomycota; Lecanoromycetes; Lecanorales; Parmeliaceae.